This is a messenger RNA of Hansenula anomala, 678 nucleotides long. RefSeq lists its product as uncharacterized. The coding region runs from base 1 to 678 and encodes 225 amino acids. The transcript has 4 exons. The record is from RefSeq and is a predicted model, not a curated record. Lineage: Eukaryota; Fungi; Ascomycota; Saccharomycetes; Phaffomycetales; Wickerhamomycetaceae.
AUGAGAAUGAAUCAGAGGAUAAAUCAAGUAUAUGAAGUGAACAUGAUGUUAGUAAAAAGAAGGAAUGAAUUAGAAAAUGAAUUAGAAAAUGAAUUAAUUGGUAACUUGAGUUUAAUGAGUAACUCAAUUAGUACAGCUGAGGUAAGUCAAUAUUCUUUGAAUGCUUCAUGCAUAUUCACCAUUGAUCAAGUAUUAGAUUAUCAAAUUGAAGAUUUAGGAAAUACUAAAGGGAAAUUAGUUUUAUUGGAAGAUAUUAAAAUCAAGAAUGCUAAUGAACUAUUUAAUGAUAUCCUUGCAGAUUUUAAUUCCCUGUUAUAUGAAGAUAAACUGAAUAGAAAGAAACAUUUAAGAAUUCCAAAUGUUAUUUUAAUGAAAGAUUGUGAAGAUGCAAAUGAACAAGAAUUAGAUAUCACUGCCUUCGAAAGUUCUACCACAAGCUUAUGUCCAUACCUGAAAGCAUCAACACAACAAAUUUUAGAUGGUAAAGUAAUUGAUGGGAAUUUGAAAAGAGAAGAUAUAAUCAACAAUAUUCAUGACUCUUUAAAUUCAACGUUUAACAUCACAAUUACCAUUAAAAAGAAUCAAUUCAAAAAUAAUGUCCUUAAGCAAAUUCAUGCCACUAAAUUUGAACAAGUGAACAGAAACAAAAAAAUCAAAUUGGAAAUUAAUGAAAAUUAA